Messenger RNA from Colletotrichum acutatum, 462 nucleotides. RefSeq lists its product as uncharacterized. The transcript has a single exon. The record is from RefSeq and is a predicted model, not a curated record. The annotation marks the transcript as partial. NCBI's taxonomy places the organism in Eukaryota, Fungi, Ascomycota, Sordariomycetes, Glomerellales, Glomerellaceae.
AUGACAGAGACCCAAGUGAGAAAUUAUUUCAGCAAACGGGAUCACCACCACACUCUUCGUCAUGUCUUUCUUCAGCCGGCUACGAUCCUCCUUGACAAUGAUCAGAAAACCCCUAAUGGUUCAUCCCGCUAUACAGAUCAUCUUCAAUUCUUUAAUUGGUUCAGGGAGUGGGGUGUUCGUAAGAUCUUCAAGGUUGUUGUCUAUGACGGUGACCACCCUCACCGAGACGAGGAGGUUGAAAAGGCUCUGGCGGGCUUUGUGCACGGGAAAAAGAAGUAUGCAUCUUUUGAUGUCGAGGUUCUUGACUGGCACAAGGAAGAUCUCUGCCCCGAGGUGAUACAGACAGCGACGCCGCAGGUUCGCGAACUUCAUCUUCAUUGGAGUGGUCGGAACUCUGUCCUUCGUGGAUGGAGCGAGCCUGAGGGACUACCUGCUCUUGAAUAUCUGCAAAAGGUGUAUAUC